ACCAUGAUUGAAGACAAGGAGAACAAAGACCGGUCCUCGGAAAGGAGCAGAGUGACUCUCAUUUUGUCAUUAAAGAAUGAAGUUGGAGGACUCAUAAAAGCACUAAAAAUCUUCCAGGAGAAGCACGUGAACCUGUUACAUAUCGAGUCCCGGAAAUCAAAUCGAAGGAAUUCAGAGUUGGAGAUUUUUGUUGACUGCGACAUCAGCAGAGAACAGCUGAAUGACAUCUUUCCCCUGCUGAAGUCCCACACCACUGUCCUCUCUGUGGAUUCCCCAGAUCAGCUCGCUGGGAAGGAAGAUGUUUUGGAGACUGUUCCUUGGUUCCCAAAGAAGAUUUCUGACCUGGACUUCUGUGCCAACAGAGUGCUGAUGUAUGGGUCCGAACUCGAUGCAGACCACCCUGGCUUCAAAGACAAUGUCUACCGUAGAAGACGGAAGUAUUUUGCAGAGUUGGCUAUGAACUACAAACACGGGGACCCCAUUCCCAAGAUUGAAUUCACGGAAGAAGAGAUUAAGACCUGGGGAACCAUCUUCCGAGAGCUGAACAAACUCUACCCGACCCACGCCUGCAAGGAGUUCCUCAGAAACCUUCCUCUGCUCUCGAAAUGCUGUGGCUAUCGGGAAGACAACAUCCCACAACUGGAAGAUGUCUCCAACUUUCUAAAAGAAAGUACAGGGUUUUCCAUCCGCCCUGUGGCUGGUUACCUCUCACCGAGAGACUUUCUGUCAGGGUUAGCCUUUCGCGUCUUUCACUGCACUCAGUAUGUGAGACACAGUUCAGAUCCCCUCUAUACUCCAGAGCCAGAUACCUGCCAUGAACUCUUAGGUCAUGUUCCUCUCUUGGCUGAACCCAGUUUUGCUCAAUUCUCCCAAGAAAUUGGCUUGGCUUCACUUGGAGCUUCAGAGGAAACUGUUCAAAAACUGGCAACGUGCUACUUUUUCACUGUGGAGUUUGGUUUGUGCAAACAAGAUGGACAGCUGAGAGUCUUUGGUGCCGGCUUGCUUUCUUCCAUCAGCGAGCUCAAACAUGCGCUUUCUGGACGUGCCAAAGUUAAGCCCUUUGAUCCCAAGGUUGCAUGCAAGCAGGAAUGUCUCAUCACAACCUUCCAGGAUGUCUACUUUGUAUCUGAGAGCUUUGAAGACGCAAAGGAGAAGAUGAGAGAAUUUACCAAAACCAUGAAGCGCCCAUUUGGAGUGAAGUACAAUCCGUAUACUCAGAGUGUUCAGGUUCUGAGAGACACCAAGAGCAUAACCAGCGCUGUGAGUGAGUUGCGGUAUGACCUCGAUGUCAUCAGCGAUGCCCUUGCUCGGGUCAGCAGGCAGCCCAGUGUGUGAUUGUCUCCAGUCCGAAUCCAGAAAGUCAGUGAGCUUCAGUUCAGAGCCAGGGCCACCUCUCGCUUCCCCCGAAGACCUGCUUGAGGAGGACAACAGCUCCCAGCUUAACAAAAUUUCUUAUCUCUCUCUCUAAUAAAUCAGCCACUGUCUCUGAAAAUGCACACCUGGAUGCUUUAGCCACUGCUGACAACCUUCUUCUUCUUCUUCUU
Messenger RNA from Alexandromys fortis (reed vole), 1544 nucleotides. RefSeq names its product tryptophan hydroxylase 1 (gene Tph1). Gene Ontology annotation, cellular component: neuron projection. Gene Ontology annotation, biological process: serotonin biosynthetic process; aromatic amino acid metabolic process. Gene Ontology annotation, molecular function: tryptophan 5-monooxygenase activity; iron ion binding. The transcript has 10 exons. The coding region runs from base 4 to 1335 and encodes 443 amino acids. The record is from RefSeq and is a predicted model, not a curated record. NCBI's taxonomy places the organism in Eukaryota, Metazoa, Chordata, Mammalia, Rodentia, Cricetidae.